Chanos chanos (milkfish) is the source of this 807-nucleotide messenger RNA. It is a transcript of the gene elovl6l, whose product is annotated as ELOVL family member 6, elongation of long chain fatty acids like. The record is from RefSeq and is a predicted model, not a curated record. Gene Ontology annotation, molecular function: fatty acid elongase activity. Gene Ontology annotation, cellular component: endoplasmic reticulum membrane; endoplasmic reticulum. Gene Ontology annotation, biological process: fatty acid elongation, saturated fatty acid; sphingolipid biosynthetic process; fatty acid elongation, polyunsaturated fatty acid. The transcript is spliced from 4 exons. NCBI's taxonomy places the organism in Eukaryota, Metazoa, Chordata, Actinopteri, Gonorynchiformes, Chanidae. The coding region runs from base 1 to 807 and encodes 268 amino acids.
AUGAAUGAAACAGAGUUCCAGCUUUCCCUAACUGAAUUCUCUUUCGAGAGGCAUUUUGACGAAAGGGUUGCCAUCGAAUGGAUGCAAGAAAACUGGAGUAAAUCGUUUGUGUUCUGUGGUUUGUACGCCGCGUUUGUGUUCGGGGGUCAGCGCUUCAUGAGGGAGAGGCCUAAACUUGAGCUGCGUAAACUCCUAGUUCUAUGGUCACUCAGUUUGGCCAUCUUCAGUAUCAUCGGUGCGGUAAGGACUGGCUCGUACAUGUUCCACGUGCUUAGGACCAGUGGCUUUAAGCAGUCCGUCUGUGACCAGAGCUUCUACAACGGUCCAGUCAGCAAAUUUUGGGCUUGUGCUUUUGUCAUGAGCAAGGCUCCAGAACUGGGUGACACGGUGUUCAUCGUCCUCCGUAAGCAGCGUCUCAUUUUCCUGCACUGGUAUCAUCACAUCACCGUGCUCCUGUACUCCUGGUACUCUUACAAAGACCAGGUGGCAGGUGGAGGCUGGUUCAUGACCAUGAACUUUACCGUCCACGCUCUCAUGUACAGUUACUACGCCGCACGGGCGGCAGGCCUCCGGGUGCCCCGCCCCUGUGCCAUGGUCAUCACCGCGACCCAGAUCGCUCAGAUGGCCAUGGGUCUGGCAGUGAGUGCCCUGGUCUACAGUUGGAUGCAGGAUGGCAAUUGCCCAUCCUAUAUUGAUAACAUCGUGUGGGCGUCUCUCAUGUACCUUAGCUACCUGCUGCUGUUCUCCUCGUUCUUCUACGAGUCCUACCUGAAACGUUCCAAGAGCAAGGUCUCCAAAACCGACUAA